AUGGAGAUGUAUGAACCUUCCACCGAGGAGGGCACCUCAGCCUGGACAGCCCCGGCCAGGAGAAGUGCCAAAGGUGAAGAAUGCAGGAAAGAUUCUCAGACGCUGAGAACAGAUUCCAGGGGAUCUAGGAGAGGUGGGAAGGAGGAGCUGCCUGCUGCCAAGCAAAACGGGGACCUCUAUGCAUCAGCUCUACUUCAGAGGCAGACACCCCAGAUAGGCCUGCUGCCCAAGAGGACCCCUGGAAAGAGACCAGAAGUGUGGCCCUGGGACAGCUGCAUGGUCAGGCGUGGAGGACAGCCAGCAUCUCGGCGCCUUGCAGCAGCCUGCUGGGGGUGGUACAGAGGGGAGGAGCCAGGGCUCUGCAGGAUUCCCAGCAGUGCUGCCCCCCCACACACACACAAUCAGUGCCCAUACCUGUGGCUCACCACCCUCCUGGCCUUGGGUACCACCUUCCUGUUACCUGGUGGCAAUAGGAGAAUUGGGGUUUUGUUUGGGGCUCCAUGGGAUUGUCUGCAGCGCGGUGGGCACCGGGGGGCUACCCCGCACAUCGCAGGGGACAGCGGCCAGAAGGAUGGGUCCCACUCCCCGCGCCCUUCUAGGACCCGGAGGGUUUCUGCUGGGUCCGCGACAGCCCUGCCGCCGCCUCUCCCGCCUGGUGCGAUGGCCGCGGCAGCGCUGCUGGGCCCAGCUGAGGUGCUGGUGACCUUUAAGGACAUGGCCGUGACCUUCACCCAGGAGGAGUGGGGACUGCUGGACCUGGCCCAGAGGACCCUGUACCGGGAGGUGAUGCUGGAGUCCUGCAGGCUCCUGGCCUGGCUAGGGCAUCUGGUUCCCAAGCCAGACUUGAUCCAUCUAUUGGAGCAUGGCCAGGAACUAUGCAUGGUGAAGAGACAGCUCUCCCAAAGCAUCUGUCCAGGUGAAAAAGAAAAACAGACCAGAGAACCAACCCAAUCUCAGUUGGUCUUGUCAAAGGGAGCCAUGUUCCAGGGAAGCUUAACUCAGGAAUCUUCAAGGAACUCCAGACUGGGGCAAGCCAGGGGUCAGGAAGGACUUUGGGAAAUGCAGAAAAGGCAAUUAAAGCCAGAGACAGAGUCCCACAAGGAUACUCGUCCUGGGAAAAUGAGCCAUGAGGACGAUGGUUUGGGAAGAGAUUACAUUCUGCCCUCAAGGGUAUUACAGGAGGGUCUUUCCAGGAUAUGUUUUCCACGCCUGGACUCAUACAGACCAGGUAAAGACUCCGUGAUCCAUGAAGGGAAGAAUGCCUAUGAAUGCAAGGAAUGCAGAAACGGUUUUAACAGGAAGUGGAAACUUGUUCGACAUCAGCGGAUUCACACUGGAACGAAGCCCUAUGAAUGCAAUGAGUGUGGGAAGGUCUUUAGCCACAGUUUAACCGUCAUUCGGCACUAUGUUAUUUAUACUGGAGAGAAGCCAUACAAGUGUACUGAGUGUGGGAAGACCUUCAAAAACAGGUCAUGUCUCAUGCAGCACCUUCCAAUUUACACCGGUGAGAAGCCCUAUGAGUGCAGUGAAUGCAAAAUGGCCUUCACCCAUCGCUCUAGUUUUAUUCGGCAUAAUAGGACACACACUGGAGAAAAACCCUUCGAAUGCAAAGAAUGUGAGAAAGCCUUUAGCAGUAGGGAAUACCUAAUUCAGCACUACAUCAUCCACACUGGAGAGAAGCCUUAUGAUUGUGGGGAGUGUGGGAAGGCCUUCAGAUGCAGUUCAGAACUCAUGCAGCACCAGUGGAUUCACACUGGAGAGAAGCCCUAUGAAUGCAUCCAGUGUGGGAAAGCCUUUCACUGGAGUGCAAACCUCAUUCAACACUGCAUCCAUACCAGGGAGACAUCUUACAAGUGCAUUGAGUGUGGGAAGGCCUUCAGGCACAGGUCACACCUCAUACAGCACCAUCAGGUUCACACUUGA
Messenger RNA from Choloepus didactylus (southern two-toed sloth), 1923 nucleotides. Its product is annotated as zinc finger protein 550-like. Gene Ontology annotation, molecular function: DNA-binding transcription repressor activity, RNA polymerase II-specific. Gene Ontology annotation, biological process: negative regulation of transcription by RNA polymerase II. NCBI's taxonomy places the organism in Eukaryota, Metazoa, Chordata, Mammalia, Pilosa, Megalonychidae. The record is from RefSeq and is a predicted model, not a curated record.